AUGCAACACAAGGUCGAGCCUCAAGCGUGGCCGGUAGUGGAAAAGGAGGCAUUUGUGCGUCGAAUGUUGAGCAGAUUGGCUAGAGGCGAGGGAACGAGGUUCCGUCUCUACGGGUCCGUUCCUUUGAUCGAAGCCUGUCGUUACAAUUGUGUUGUCCAACCUGCCUUCCGAAUCGCCCGUUUCAUCCACAAAUCGAGUCGCGCAAACAUGAGAGCUACUCUCGCUAUCCUCGGCCUGAUCGGUGCCACGAGCGCUACUCCUUUGAGAAAGCGUCAAUCUCUCAAGGACUUCAACGAUUUCGAUGUUCUGAACUACGCUCUCACCUUGGAGCACCUCGAAGACAAAUUCUACCGCGAAGGAUUGGCGAACUUCACCGAAGCUCAGUUCGCUGCAGCCGGCUACGACCGCACUUUCUACUCCAACCUCGUCGAAGUCAGCGCAGACGAAACUGCUCACGUCAAACUCCUCAGUGACGCCAUCACCGCAGCUGGAGGCACGCCCGUGAAGGAGUGCACCUACGCUUUUGGAGUUACCUCCCCUGCCGGGUUCGUCGGGCUCGCCAGCGUCCUCGAAGGAGUCGGCGCCUCAGCCUACACUGGUGCGGCCUCUCAAAUCGCCAACAAAGAUUACCUCACCGUCGCCGCCAGCAUUCUAUCCAUCGAGGCCCGUCACAGCUCCUACAUCCGCUCUUCGCUCGCACAAGUACCAUUCCCACAGUCACUCGAGAACCCACUGACUCCAAACGAAGUCUUCACCCUUGCAUCUCCUUUCAUCGUCUCUUGCCCAUCGACCAACGGAGCUCUGCCAAUCAGGGCUUACCCUGCCCUGGCUCUCACUACGACUGGCACGAUCAGUACCGGACAAACAGUCUCCAUCUCGAGCAGCCCGAACGUUUUGGCUCCAGCUAAUGAUAAGGCACACAUCUAUGCUGCUUUCAUCACCGCUGGUGGACCUGUGUUCGCUAACAUGACGGCUGCGGGAAAUGGGUAUGAGUUUGGAGUCACGAUCCCAGAAGGUGUUUAUGGUCAAAGCUAUCUUAUUUUCAACAACUGCAACGAUACCGUUACCGAUACGACGAUCAUUGCUGGUCCAGCUUUGCUUGAGAUCGCUUCACCUUCUUCGACUUGA
Pseudocercospora fijiensis CIRAD86 is the source of this 1128-nucleotide messenger RNA. RefSeq lists its product as uncharacterized. The transcript has 5 exons. The record is from RefSeq and is a predicted model, not a curated record. The coding region runs from base 1 to 1128 and encodes 375 amino acids. Lineage: Eukaryota; Fungi; Ascomycota; Dothideomycetes; Mycosphaerellales; Mycosphaerellaceae.